Messenger RNA from Eptesicus fuscus (big brown bat), 939 nucleotides. RefSeq names its product olfactory receptor 51B2. The transcript has a single exon. Gene Ontology annotation, cellular component: membrane. Gene Ontology annotation, biological process: G protein-coupled receptor signaling pathway. The record is from RefSeq and is a predicted model, not a curated record. Lineage: Eukaryota; Metazoa; Chordata; Mammalia; Chiroptera; Vespertilionidae. Gene Ontology annotation, molecular function: G protein-coupled receptor activity; olfactory receptor activity. Bases 1 to 939 code for a protein of 312 amino acids.
AUGUGGCCCAAUAUUAGUGCUUCCCCCUUUCUGCUGACUGGCUUCCCAGGCCUGGAAACAGCUCAUCACUGGAUCUCCAUCCCCUUCUUUGCCGUCUAUGUCUCUGUGCUUUUUGGCAAUGGCAUUCUCCUCUACCUAAUCAAGGAUGACCACACUCUCCAUGAACCCAUGUACUAUUUCCUUGCCAUGCUGGCGGGAACAGAUCUGAUGGUGACAUUGACCACGAUGCCAACUGUAAUGGGUGUUUUAUGGGUGAAUCAUCGGGAGAUGAGCCAUGGAGCCUGUUUCUUGCAGGCCUACUGUAUUCACUCUCUUUCCAUUGUAGAGUCAGGUAUCUUGCUUGCCAUGGCCUAUGACCGUUUUAUUGCCAUUCACAAUCCCUUGAGAUAUAAUUCCAUUCUCACCAAUACUCGAGUGGUAAAGUUAGGGAUGGGAGCUUUUAUAAGGGGUUUCAUAUCCAUUGUGCCUGUAGUUGUGCGUCUUUUUUCAUUUGCAUAUUGUCACUCUCAUGUUCUCUCUCAUGCUUUCUGUCUUCACCAAGAAAUUAUGAAACUGGCAUGUGCUGACAUAACUUUCAAUAGACUGUACCCUGUCAUUCUGAUUUCUUUAACAAUCUUCUUAGACUCUUUGAUUAUCCUUUUCUCCUAUAUUCUAAUUCUUAAGACUGUCAUGGGCAUAGCCUCUGGUGAAGAGAGAGCCAAGGCCCUCAAUACCUGUAUCUCUCACAUCGGUUGUGUCCUCAUCUUCUAUGUCACUGUUAUCGGUCUGUCAUUUAUUCAUAGGUUUGGGAAAAAUGUGCCACAAGUGGUCCUCAUUAUAAUGAGCUAUGUAUACUUUCUCUUUCCUCCUUUAAUGAAUCCUAUCAUUUACAGUGUCAAGACCAAGCAAAUUCAAUAUGGCAUUCACCGCCUUUUAACUAAAUAUACAAUUGAAAGUUAA